GUCCUUGCUGAAUGCCUCCUUCUGCUUCCCGGGCUUGUACAAACCACGUCUGGAUGCUGGUGGCCUCUUGAAUGUUUUCAAGGAGCUGAUUCAAUCCGAGGACCUCUUUGCCCAGGUGGAGAUGCACAUCAUCAAUGCUGCCUUUGAGGGCCUGAGCUGUUGGGCCAAUGACCACGACGAGGCUGCCUCGCUGGUUCAUCGUGAUCAGCUUCGGGGACUGUCUGCCUUGUUGCUCUCCCCUGUGCUAGCUGAGCCGGAAAAGCCACAGCCCUACGAGGUGAUGUCCAGGAUCAUGCGUCUGGUAGCGUGGAUGCCGGCAGAGGGGCGGAGGGAGCUGCAGGAGGUCUUGGUCGAGGACUGUUCCGAAGAAGAGGUUCUGCGCAGUCUUGUCGGUCGAGUUCGCACCCACUGUGACGAGACCGUCAAACGCGCACACCAAAUGCAGCGGCUCUCUCCAGAAAUCUGGGAAGGACUCAUGCUUCUCCAGUUGCUUUGGGGGGCCAAUGAAGCCAUCGCAACUCGCCUGGCCUCGUCGCUUCGCACCUCCGACUGGCCUGAGCCGGAUCUUGGACAAAGCUUGUCGCAGACCCUCUCGCAGCUUGCGGGCGCGAAGGCUGCAGGAGCCACCUCCACCUUGCUGGGACGCUUCACCUUGGCGCCACAGGUUCGGGCUCCCGUGCCUGCUUUCGAGUUCCACCUCCAAAGUCUGGCGGAGGAGAAGGUUCCGCCCGAGUUGGAGUUCCGCCUCUUCGUGGAGAACGCCUGCGCCGGUCCAAUAACGCCUGCAGAGGUCCUGGAACUCCCGCUUUAUGCCGCCCGAACCGACUAUGGCUUCGAGUAUGUGCUUCCCAGCAAGAUGCGCAGCUUCAUGGCAAAUCGCAACCUCGUGCCGGUCAGCUACACCCGCAAAGUGCUGCAGGUGGAAAACCACCAUGCGCAGGUUUACUUGCAACAUCAAGUUGCUCGGCGUGUCGCUGCCGACCUGGAG
Molecule: messenger RNA, 988 nt
Organism: Symbiodinium sp. CCMP2456
Lineage: Eukaryota; Dinophyceae; Suessiales; Symbiodiniaceae
Source: the annotation of a GenBank genome assembly